Molecule: messenger RNA, 2558 nt
Organism: Gymnodraco acuticeps
Lineage: Eukaryota; Metazoa; Chordata; Actinopteri; Perciformes; Bathydraconidae
Gene: mcm7
Product: minichromosome maintenance complex component 7
Exons: 15
Coding region: 1-2184 (727 amino acids)
Biological process (GO): DNA replication initiation; DNA strand elongation involved in DNA replication; DNA replication
Cellular component (GO): nucleus; MCM complex
Molecular function (GO): single-stranded DNA helicase activity; single-stranded DNA binding; ATP binding
Source: RefSeq, a predicted model, not a curated record
AUGGCUCGUAAGGAUUAUGCGGCAGAGAAAGACAAAUGCAAAAGGGUCCUGCAGGAGUUUUAUUCUGAGGACGACAAUGGGAAGAAGGUUUUCAAAUAUGGAGCUCAACUUGUGGCGCUGGCCCACAGGGAGCAGGUGGCUCUCUACGUGGAUCUGGACGAUGUGGCCGAGGAAGACCCCGAGCUUGUUGAGAGCAUCUGUGAAAACGCCAAGCGCUACAUGGUCCUGGUCGCUGACGCCGUCCACGAACUGCUGCCAGAGUACAAAGAAAGAGAUAUUGUUGCCAAGGAUUCUUUGGACGUGUACAUUGAGCACAGGCUGAUGAUGGAACAGAGGGGUCGCGACCCUGCAGACACCAGAGACCGUCGUAACCAAUACCCUCCUGAACUCAUGAGGAGAUUCGAGCUGUACUUUAGGGCUCCCACCACUUCUAAACCCAAAGUGGUUCGUGACGUGCGAGCGGACAGCAUCGGGCAUCUGGUGAACGUUCGCGGAAUAGUGACUCGCGCCUCUGAAGUCAAACCAAUGAUGGCUGUCGCUACAUACACAUGUGACCAGUGUGGUGCGGAGACCUACCAACCUAUCCAGUCUCCCACCUUCAUGCCCCUCGUCAUGUGUCCCAGCCAAGAGUGUGUCACCAACAAAUCUGGAGGGCGGCUCUACCUGCAGACCAGAGGCUCAAAGUUUGUCAAGUUCCAGGAGCUGCGUAUUCAGGAACAUAGCGACCAGGUGCCCGUCGGAAAUAUUCCAAGGAGCAUGUCUAUUUAUGCCCGCGGAGAAAACACACGUCUCGCCCAGCCAGGAGACCAUGUAGCCAUCAACGGAGUCUUCCUCCCUCUUCUUCGCACAGGAUUCAAACAGGCCACUCAGGGUCUUCUGUCAGAAACAUACAUGGAGGCUCAUAGCAUCACACUCAUGAACAAGUCGGAGGACGAUGAGCUUGGCAAUGAUGAUCUGAGUGAAGAGGAGCUGCGCAGCAUCACAGAGGAGGGAUUUUAUGAGAAGCUAGCCGGCUCGAUAGCACCAGAGAUCUAUGGACACGAGGAUGUAAAGAAGGCUCUGCUCCUGCUGCUGGUGGGAGGGGUGCAACAGGCUCCCAAAGGCAUGAAGAUCAGAGGCAACAUAAACGUCUGCCUGAUGGGAGACCCCGGAAUGGCCAAGUCCCAGCUGCUGUCCUACAUUGACCGUCUGGCUCCUCGAAGUCAGUACACGACGGGUCGCGGUUCCUCCGGUGUGGGUCUGACUGCAGCGGUGAUGCGUGACCCCAUGACCGGAGAGAUGACGCUGGAAGGAGGAGCCUUGGUGCUCGCUGACCAGGGAGUCUGCUGCAUUGACGAGUUUGAUAAGAUGGCCGACGCUGACCGGACAGCCAUCCACGAGGUUAUGGAGCAGCAGACCAUCUCCAUCGCUAAGGCCGGCAUCAUGACCUCCCUCAAUGCCCGCUGCUCCAUUCUAGCAGCCGCUAACCCCGCCUACGGCCGCUACAAUCCCAGGAAGAGCAUUGAGGCGAACAUUCAGCUUCCCGCCGCUCUGCUCUCCCGUUUCGACGUGCUGUGGCUGAUCCAGGACAAGCCGGACGCCGACUCUGACCUGCGUCUGGCCCAGCACAUCACCUACGUCCACAUGCACUCCCGCCAGCCGCCUACUCACUUCACCCCCAUCGACAUGAAGCUGAUGAGGCGUUACAUGGCUGCGUGUAAGAAGCGGCAGCCGGUGGUGCCUGAGUCGCUGGCUGAUUACAUCACCGCUGCCUAUGUAGAGAUGAGGAAGGAGGCCCGAGUCAGCAAAGACACGACCUUCACCUCGGCCCGAACCCUCCUCUCCAUCCUGCGUCUGUCCACUGCCCUGGCUCGCCUUCGCUUGAUGGAGACCGUGGAGAAGGAAGACGUCAACGAGGCCAUGAGACUCAUGGAGAUGUCCAAGGAUUCACUUCAAGCCGACAAGUCCAGCGCCACAAGGGCUCAGCGUCCGGCCGACGUCAUCUUCUCUCUGGUGCGAGAGCUCUCCUCCGAGGGCUUGGCUGGAAAAGGUGGCGCGGGCGGGGUGGUGCGAGUGACUGAAGCAGAGCAACGUUGCACCUCCCGUGGCUUCACCCCAGCCCAGUUCCAGGAGGCGCUGGAGGAGUACGAGGAGCUGAACGUGUGGCAGGUGAACCAGGCCCGCAGCCGCAUCACCUUCGUCUGAAGAAACACCCCUUCAUGCACUCCGAGGGAGAACUCUUUGUUGUGGGCUUUCUACAGACUUCUAUCGGGGCUCUGCUCAUUUCCUCCGGCAGCAUCAAGCAGAACCUGGACAUUUUGAAGCCUGACUAUUUUGCAAGAGUCCCUGCUGUUGGAAAGUCCAUCGCUUUUUAUGUUAAGAUUCCUGUUGUUCCUAAAUCUCUUGUAAAUAUGCAUGUCAGAAUUUGGGAUUGUGUAGCAUUUGCAGUUACGAGUUUAACGCUUCCCCUUUUUUUUGCAUUUCUGUAUAUUUCAUACACUUUCAAUGCAAAUCUUGAAGAUGAAUUAGUGUUGGGCCUUGUGUUGUGAAUGAUAGUUAUAAUAAAUGAUGGUUCAAUA